AUGAGCAUUUCGGGUUCGGUGAGUCUCUUUGCAGGGACAAUUCUGUACAGGAAGAUGAGUGUGCCUGCAGACUUCGGCAAGCGAGUUUAUCAAGGAGUGCGAGUCAAGCACACGGUCAAGGAUCUGCUCGCGGAAAAGCGGUCAAGACAGACAAGCAGCUCACGGUUCAAUGGCAGUGUCACAACCACACAGUCAUCAUUUCUCCCACUCUCAGGUUCCCCAGCUGUGUCCGGCUACUAUGGAGUUCGCAGGUCCUUGAUGGCAGAUAUGGAUUUACAAAGCAAUAAGCAGAUCUCCAGUGAAGUCUACUCACCCUCUUUCCUAGCAAAGCCCUUUGCGUACGAAUCACACGGGGUUCAAGGAUACCCUUCUUUGCUGGACACCUACUUCAGCGAUCAAUAUGGGGACCACCGUGUCACACCGGUCACCUCUGGCGCUGCGUCCCUCUUUGGCUCCUCACCAUUGUCUUCGGUCGUGCCAUCUUUCCCUAGUGAUUCUGCACAUUUUUUAAGUGAACAAGCCCAGCCGGAUAGCUUGGGCCAGCCAGACAUCUGUUCCGACUCUCUGCAAGCAUCUUCUUCCGCUGGCUGCCUUUCCUCGCAUGAGCCAGGAGGGUCUUCCCAGUACAGAAAUCCCAGCUGGAAUUCUCCUCUUCCUGGAGCUCAGUCCUUCUCCUUGCACGCUCUUGAAGACGUCCACUAUACGUCCGGCUACUCCACUGCCUCCCCGUACCCUUUCUCAUCUUUUAUGACUGUGGCCAACGACCUCACACCCAAGAUGCUUCACGUCUCUUCAGAGGAGCCUGCAGAUACAACUGCUCUCCACGACAGCAGCUCCCUCUGGCCAAAGGACGACGGGAGCUCUCUUUGGGGGCCGUACGAAUGUCGAAGAGCUUACUGAGCAAAAGAGACUGGCGACAGAAGGACAAAAACAAAGCCACUUUGUGAAAAACAAGCGAAUCCUAAAACUCCCAAUUCAGGCUCUGGCACUGGGACGCAAACCGACGCUUACCUUGCACACAGAAAACUCACAGGGAGAAAACUGCGAACUUUGCUUACCAAAUGUUUUGAAUCAUCCAUAUUACAAUUAUUCUUUCUGUAUGAAGAGGAAGCUCCCUUCCAAGGGGGCUAUGAUCAACGGAUAACCUUAACUCAGGACAAAUCAACGAGCUUGUCUUACUUGGGAAAGAUGACCAUCAAUACCCCUCCCCAGAUGUAGCACAGCCUCCGUGACCCCAGCAGAGAAUGGGCAAUCUAAAGCAGAGGCAGGCAGAGCCCAGACCAACUUAAUUCAGGAAGUUAAUAGUUUCCAGCUGAUCCGAAGGCCAAUCUCGCCGCCCCAUGGCCCUUAGGAAAUCAGGAAAGUUCCACAGAUGCCCAGAAUGUUGGAGAAGUAGAAAUUUCUCUCCUGACCCACUGAAAAUACAUUAUUUUAAAAACGGGAGCUGGGGGAGUCUUUCCCUGAAAUUGACAGGCUGCAGGUUUAAGACACACACAAAAAGGAUGUACACUGUCACCCUCCGGAACUCACUGUUACAU
Eublepharis macularius is the source of this 1538-nucleotide messenger RNA. RefSeq names its product POU class 2 homeobox associating factor 2 (gene POU2AF2). The coding region runs from base 1 to 900 and encodes 299 amino acids. Gene Ontology annotation, molecular function: DNA binding; POU domain binding. The transcript has 5 exons. NCBI's taxonomy places the organism in Eukaryota, Metazoa, Chordata, Lepidosauria, Squamata, Eublepharidae. The record is from RefSeq and is a predicted model, not a curated record.